Molecule: messenger RNA, 588 nt
Organism: Protopolystoma xenopodis
Lineage: Eukaryota; Metazoa; Platyhelminthes; Monogenea; Polystomatidea; Polystomatidae
Source: the annotation of a GenBank genome assembly
AUGGGCCUACAGUCUCUUCCUCAGCCAUUGGAGACGACUAUUUUUGUUCCUCCGAAGAAUAAUCCUCUUCUCUUCGGCCGUCCAUCAGAAUUCAAAGAUAGUAAAUUGGCACAAUCAAACAGAAAGAUUGAUUCAGACGGAAAAAAAUAUUCAGAAGACUCCCUUUGCGGCCUCGCUCGCUCUUCUUCUCCUACCUCUUCAUCUUCCACGACUUCGUCCUCCAACUCUGCCAUACAAACUCAUGUAUACCCUCACAACAAAGCUUUCAUUUGUCAAAAAGAAAUUGCACAUUCUCAUGACCCUUCUACGUUAGAAUUCGACUCGCCAGAAACUCGGAAUCCUCGUCAGAUCCAGUUGGGAAAAUACGUAGUAACUACAUGGUAUUCUGCUCCUUAUCCAUCUGAAUAUGCCAGGUUACAGCGCCUCUAUAUAUGUGAAUAUUGCCUUAAAUAUAUCAAGUCCCGGAAGGUUUAUCUUCGGCACAUGAGAAAUAUGACCCAUUAUCGAUAUCCGGCUGCUGCAAGAUUGUUUCCUCCUGUGGUCGAUCUUAUUUUGGUGAGACAUGCAGAGCUAUUCGACCAAGAUUAG